Molecule: messenger RNA, 2841 nt
Organism: Leptopilina boulardi
Lineage: Eukaryota; Metazoa; Arthropoda; Insecta; Hymenoptera; Figitidae
Product: facilitated trehalose transporter Tret1-like
Exons: 3
Coding region: 148-1503 (451 amino acids)
Biological process (GO): transmembrane transport
Cellular component (GO): membrane
Molecular function (GO): transmembrane transporter activity
Source: RefSeq, a predicted model, not a curated record
UGGAUAAAAAAUGUUCUAAAAACCAAUUUGAUAAAUUUUUAAACCCUUUUUGAUCCAAAUUUCAAAACUUUAGUGUAAUAAUAUUUUUUUUAAUAAAAGAAAAGUAAAAAUGUCAUUUUACCCCUCAUAUUAGCGACAAUUUCAAUGAUGAUACUUGGCACAAAUAUUGGAUGGACAUCGCCCACAAUUCCACAAUUAUUAAAUUCAUCAAAUUCACUGCAAAUAACAUCGGACAAUGGUUCAUGGAUUACUUCCCUUCUAAUGUUGGGCUCAUUACCAGGAUGUAUUAUCGCUGCAUUAAUUGUCGAUCGAAUUGGUCGAAAAUCAAGUUUACUUCUUGCAAAUAUUCCCCUUUUAAUUGGAUGGAUUUUAAUUAUAAUUGCCCGUGAACCAUAUAUACUUGUACGAUUAAAUGAACUUACCAGGACGAGAUCACGUAGCAUAAUUUUCAUUGCACGUUUCAUCAGUGGAAUUGGAAUGGGCUGUGUCUAUACAUUAUGUCCAAUUUAUAUUGGUGAAAUUGCCGAUAAAAAUAUUCGUGGAACUUUAGGUACAUUUUUAAAAUUAAUGAUGAAUUUCGGUGAAUUUUAUAGUCACGCAAUUGGUCCAUAUGUGUCGUAUACAAUAAUGGCUUAUUGUUGUGCUGCGUUACCAAUAAUAUUUUUCAUCACUUUUAUUUGGAUGCCUGAAUCGCCAUAUUAUCUUCUUUUGAAAAAUAGAAAAAAUGAUGCCAUCAAGAGUUUGAGAAAAUUGAGGAAUUAUGAUAAUGAUGAUGAUGAUGAUAAAUUAUUUAAAGAGCUCGAGCAUAUAAAUGAAACUGUCAUCAAGGAUAUGUCAAAUAAAGGUCAAUUUUGGGAUCUUUUUCGCACGUCUGGUAAUAAGAAAGCUGUUGUCAUUUGCUUUGGUCUUCAGUUGAUUCUUCAAUUCAGUGGAUUGGCGGCAAUUGAAUCUUAUACUCAGAAAAUAAUGUCCGAAGGAGAGACAAAAUUACCAGCAUCGAUGGCAGUGAUAAUUUUAAAUAUUUUUCAAACAGCAGCAGGUAUUAUUGCAGCGACUCUUGUCGAUAAAAUUGGUAGACGACCACUUUUAAUAAAUACGACAUUUUUCGCUGGAUGUGCCUUACUAAUUAGUGGUAUAUUUUGUUAUCUGAAAAAUCAAUUAAAAUUCGAUAUGAAACCAUAUGGAUAUAUUUUAAUAAUAUCAAUAAUAUUUUAUGAACUAAUAAUUUCCCUUGGUUUAAAUCCAAUUGCUUAUAUGAUGUUGGGUGAAUUAUUUUCAACCAAUAUUAAAGGCUUUGCCGUAUGUUCAACAAAUAUUUGGACGAGUCUUUUAGCUUUUAGUGUGACAAAAUUAUUUCAAGUUAUAACAGAUUCCUCGGGUAUUGAAAUUUCAUUUACAUGGUUCGCCAUUUCCUGUUUUAUUGGAGUUGUCUUUAUUGUUUACUAUGUUCCCGAAACAAGAGGUAAAACAUUUUCCGAUAUUCAACAUGAAUUGAAUAUAUAAUAAUUGAAUAAAGAAGAAACUGUAAAUAUCAAAAGUUAAAUGAUUGAAAACGCAAUUUUGCAUUUUAGUAGGUUUUUUUUUUAUUUUCGUACUUGUACAGUUUUUCUUUUCAAGUAACAAUAAUCUCAUUUGGAUUAUAUGUAUAUAUAUAUAUAGUUUAGUAAAUACAGAAUAGCGUUUUUAGAUUUUUUUUUAGAAAAUAUGGAUUUUUACUAAAGGCGAAGACAGAUAUGUACUUAAAGCUGAAAAUUCAUUUGAUAUAAUCUUCAUUUUUAAACUCUCACUUUUUUACAAGUCUCGAAAUAAAGUUCUAAAUACCAUUUUGGUUAAACUACUUAUAGUUUACCUCUAGGCAACAUUUUCUACCAAUAAUAAUUAAUAACAGAUAAGAAACAUUUUUGAAAAAUUAAAACUCUAUUAUUAAUAAUAGAAGAGAAUAAUGUAAUUAUUAAAAUGUAAAAAAUGAUCAGUAUUAAAACGAGUAGUCAUCAAAAUUGUGAUUAAUUUUUGGGAGAAAUUGUUGCACUCAUUUAUCGGCAUAUUUGUAUAAUAUUAAACAAAAUGAAAGCAAAAAAGAAAGCUCAUCAGCUUUGAAAUAGUUAAUACUGCUCUUCUAAAUUUUUUUUAUUGUUUACUCGGUGUCAACUAUAUUGUUCUCUAAUCGUCUUAAAAAUUAAAUUGUACGUAUCUAUUAUAUGUAUGUAUAUUUAUGUUUCAUAUUAUGGAGAUUUACAAUUUACAGUAACGAAAAUUCCUCGAUUACAUUAUUUUAAUUGUAAAAUACAAUAAUGAUAAUUUAAUUUAAAAUUCUAUCAUUCUUUAUAUGAAACUUUUGUGACAGAACUACGAAACUUUUAAACCUAAAUUUUUAUUCAGAUCCUAUUUUUGAAAUAAUAUAAACUCACGUUAAAAAUGUAUAUAAGAAAAAUUAUUGUGUAGAAUAAAAAUAUCACCCACAAAAAAUAAAAGACUAUUUAAACUAAGAAAAUAUCUAAAUAAAAGAUAUUUGGAGUAAAAAUAUUAUUAUGGAAAAAUAUAUAGUAUGCAAAAUAAAUAUUAUUAUGCAGAAAAAUAAUUUUUCAGUAAUUUCAGAAUUUCCGAUUAUAUUGAUCUAUAUAUAUAAUAUAAACAAUUUCAGAUUUCUUAGACCGUAAGAUGAAGUAUCACAUGCAAAAUUGGAAUGAUUGUUUAUUUAUGAUUUAUAUUAUUUUAUGAUUGCUAUCGUUUUGUGUUUUAUCUGAGAUCCAUAAAAUAUAAAGCGAUAAGCUCUACUCUUAAAUACUAGUAAUGAUAUUGAAAAAACUAAAUACAAAAAAAAAUAAAACAAAAAAAAACAAA